GACCCUUUCUGUGCACACGACUUGGGGUCUCGUGGGCCUAGACCGGAAUCUCUUGAUCCGAGUAUCAAAUGAUGAUCACCACCGCAAGUGAUCUUCUCCAACGAAAGCAGCCCCUGUAAUCUCAAACGUGUUUAUAAGAGCCCCAUCUAUCGCAUUCUGCUCCCAUCCUUGACAAACGCAUUGCAAUUGCAAGUCAUUACAAGAACAUACCUGCUGUAAGCCAGUCCAAUAUCUAGCAGAAACUCUUCCACUCAAUCGCUAUGCUCUGCAAAAGUAUCGCAAUGUUGGGAUUGAUGAUUCAAGCGGCGCUGGUGUUUUUCAUGACCCCAGCUACUGUGCUUGCUUCUAUUGUCAACCUUCAGCGCAGGGACCCACCGAACCGGGAACUUCCUUAUCGUUGCCGGGGACCAUGCCAAUAUCCGGAGAAAUGCCAAGACCUUGAUUAUUGCCAGAAGAGGGGCUGCUGCUACUAGAUAUGCUAUGUGUAUGCAUUGGGGUCGGCAAAAUUCAUGCAGUCCAAAUCAUCAGCAAAUGUCGUACAAUUGUUAUCGUUUACAGCUACAAUUCUAUCAUUGAU
Protomyces lactucae-debilis is the source of this 577-nucleotide messenger RNA. RefSeq lists its product as uncharacterized. Bases 261 to 473 code for a protein of 70 amino acids. The transcript is spliced from 4 exons. The record is from RefSeq and is a predicted model, not a curated record. Lineage: Eukaryota; Fungi; Ascomycota; Taphrinomycetes; Taphrinales; Protomycetaceae.